Molecule: messenger RNA, 897 nt
Organism: Cynoglossus semilaevis (tongue sole)
Lineage: Eukaryota; Metazoa; Chordata; Actinopteri; Pleuronectiformes; Cynoglossidae
Gene: tm2d1
Product: TM2 domain containing 1
Exons: 7
Coding region: 28-621 (197 amino acids)
Source: RefSeq, a predicted model, not a curated record
AUACCACGUGAUUUAGUCUCAGUCACCAUGGCGUCCUCCCGGAUACGGCUGCUGUGUUUACGUUCUUGGAUGUGGAUUCUAUUAUUUUACGGCGUUUGUUCGCAUGUAAAAGAAGUUUUGACUGAAGACGUGUUCAGUUGUGAAGACCUGAGACUCGGACAGUAUCUGUGUAAUGAGCCAAAGAUCGACGAAGCCACUCAGGAGCCAGAGAACUGCAAGGACACCACAGCAUGGGUGGAGUGUCUCCCAGCUCCAAACAUCAGCUGUCGACUGUCUAACGGGACAGAAUUUCGGUUCAGUGGGAAAGAGGUCGGCUUCAACAAAACCAUUUCCUGUCGGAAUGUGAGUGGUUAUUCCUACAGAGUUGCUGUGGCUCUGUCUCUGUUCUUGGGCUGGCUUGGUGCCGAUCGGUUCUACUUGGGGUAUCCUGCACUGGGACUGCUGAAGUUCUGUACAGUUGGAUUCUGUGGAAUUGGAACUUUGAUCGACUUUAUACUUAUUGCCAUGCAGAUCGUUGGACCAGCAGACGGUUCAAGCUACAUUGUGGAUUACUACGGCGCUCGACUGACCCGCCUCUCAAUCACCAAUCAGACCUACAGGAAACCUCACCUGUCUCUGUGAGACCUGCUGGACUAUCGUCACAAACACUGGUCUAAUGUGAGGACAGACAACAGUGCUGUGAAACAGAGUCACCAUCAUCAGGCCAACUUCAUCUGCACCAAGUUUUAACAUCAUAAUUGUCAUUACACCUAUUUUUUGCCUGUAAAUUAUUAUUAUUAUUAUUAUUGCUUUAGCCGUAUUUGUAUUUUAUUUUGUUUGUACGGCAAUAAUGUUGUAAAGUUUGUUUGAGGCCAAAUCUUGUGUUUUGUAAAUAAAGUUUUCAUGUGUUGGUGUCAA